AUGGGCAUCAAACAUCUGUACCAAGUGAUUUCCGAAAACGCCCCUGAUGCUAUCAAGACUGGGGAAAUCAAGAACCAUUUCGGCAGAAAGGUCGCCAUUGACGCAUCUAUGAGCAUUUACAGCUUUCUCAUUGCGGUGCGCUCAGAUGGCCAGCAGCUGAUGAGCGAAACGGGCGAGACGACGUCACAUCUCAUGGGCAUGUUCUACCGCACACUACGAAUGGUGGACAACGGCAUCAAACCAUUAUACGUGUUCGACGGCGCGCCGCCGAAAAUGAAGGGUGGCGAGUUGGCAAAGAGAACUGCUCGGAAGCGGGAAGCACACGAGGCUCAUGAGGAAGCCAAGGAGACGGGUACGGCAGAAGACAUGGAAAAGUUUUCGCGGCGAACUGUGCGUGUGACGAGAGAACACAAUGACGAGUGUAAAAAACUAUUGAAGUUGAUGGGGAUUCCCUACAUUAAUGCGCCCACGGAAGCUGAGGCGCAAUGUGCGGUGCUCGCUCGCGCUGGUAAAGUUUACGCUGCUGCGUCGGAAGAUAUGGACACGCUGUGCUUCGAAUCGCCUAUUCUACUCCGUCACCUUACCUUUAGCGAACAGAGAAAGGAACCGAUUCAGGAGAUUCAUUUGAACAAGACGCUUGAGGGCCUAGACAUGGAUCGCAAGCAGUUCAUCGACUUGUGCAUACUUUUGGGCUGCGAUUAUGUCGAGCCCAUCCCUAAAGUUGGUCAUCACACAGCUUUGAAGCUGAUUCGCGAGCAUGAGACGUUGGAAAAGGUAGUCGAGUUUAUUGAAAACGAUCCCAAGAAAAAGUACACGAUCCCGGAAGAUUGGCCGUACAAAGAAGCGCGCGAGCUUUUUUUCAAUCCAGAUGUGCGUGAUGCCAGCGACCCAGAAUGCGAUUUCAAAUGGGAGAACCCCGAUGUCGAGGGCUUGGUCGACUACCUGGUCAAGGACAAGGGCUUCAGCGAAGAUCGGGUCCGGAACGCGGCGGCUCGGCUGCAGAAGAACCUGAAAACGGCACAACAAGCUCGUCUCGAGGGGUUCUUCAAGCCCGUCGCAAAGUCCGAACAGGAGAAGGCCAGCUUGAAGCGCAAGCAUGACGAAAAGAUUGAAGAGCAGAAGAAGCGCAAGAAGGAGGAUCUGAAAGCAAAGAAAGAAGCCAAGGCGCGACCGCGCGGCGCUGUCUGA
This is a messenger RNA of Talaromyces proteolyticus, 1188 nucleotides long. Its product is annotated as flap endonuclease 1. The record is from RefSeq and is a predicted model, not a curated record. Gene Ontology annotation, cellular component: cytoplasm; nucleus. Bases 1 to 1188 code for a protein of 395 amino acids. Gene Ontology annotation, molecular function: DNA binding; 5'-3' exonuclease activity; 5'-flap endonuclease activity. NCBI's taxonomy places the organism in Eukaryota, Fungi, Ascomycota, Eurotiomycetes, Eurotiales, Trichocomaceae. The transcript is spliced from 5 exons.